Molecule: messenger RNA, 2133 nt
Organism: Cordyceps fumosorosea ARSEF 2679
Lineage: Eukaryota; Fungi; Ascomycota; Sordariomycetes; Hypocreales; Cordycipitaceae
Product: WD domain containing protein
Exons: 4
Coding region: 1-2133 (710 amino acids)
Molecular function (GO): protein binding
Source: RefSeq, a predicted model, not a curated record
AUGACUGCGAAAGACGAUGCAGUGUACUGCCACACAGACAGCAUCGUUUCACGCGGGCGGCGGAAGCACUAUCGUAUCCCCGUUCGCUCACAGCAUUGGCAGCUCCGAUCCCUGAUCUCGGCCGAAAAACGUCACCUUAUAUACUUCCCAGGAGGGAAUGGGAGCAAUCAUGUGCAGAGGUUGAAUACCUUCACGGAAGAGUGUGAAACUAUCAAGCUUCUCACUUUCGCACCUCGAUGUCUUGUGGCCGAGAAUGGGUGGUUAUGCUGUGGAAGUGAGAGUGGCGACUUUGUCGCCAUACGUCUCGACGAGGGCAACGACAGUAGUAACCCCAACACACCGCUCAAUCUGGACCCUGACGCCCGCUUGUCGUUGAAUCUGGAGUCUCGGGAGGAAUCACUCCUCUCGCUAAUAACCCAGGCCCGACGAUCCAACAAGAGUCUGAUAGCCAAAAGCGUCAAGCUAGCCAACGAUCGAGUCAACUGCAUAACCAUGUGGUUUCCUGGCGCCCUCGCUUCUCCCGUGGAAGGAGCCUAUACGGAACCCGUUGCUAUCCUAGCCAACAAUGACUGCACCGUGACCAUCAUCAGCCUACGCGACUUCGAUCAGAGCGACAAGACAAGCCCACUAGACGUCGUCACCUACCCCGAUUUUGUCAACCGUGCGACUAUCUCCCCCGACGGGCGCAUGAUGGUCGCUAUCCUGGACGAUCCUUAUCUCUAUGUUCACGUUCGCGCGGAAAAGCCCCGCGAGUCAGGAUGUGCAUCAGAGUAUGCGUGGGAAUUUCGUCAACGACUGAUGCUUAAAAGUCAGAAGAAGGGUGACAGGACAGACAGCCGCGGAAGCUUCGCGGCUUGCUUCUCGAACUCGGGCUCCUAUCUUGCCGUUGGUACGCAGCAUGGAGUCAUAUCGAUAUAUGAUGCCGAAAUGCUGUUAGACGCCAAUGCGCAACCUCUCAUCACAACUUUCGAAUCCUCCAGGCCGCGAAGUGGGCCAGGCGCAAUUCGCGAUAUGGCUUUCUCUCCGGGCCCGUAUGAUAUAUUGGCGUGGACAGAAGAUCGUGGCCAUAUUGGUAUCGCUGACGUGCGGACCAAUUUUGUGGUGCGUCAAAUUGUAGAUAUCAGUGUCGAUACCGAUUUUGAGCAUAUUGGCAUCGUUGACCGCAACACCAUCGACCCGAGACUGCUUGAUGGUCAGAGUUCAUCAAGGAGAGACGGUAGUCAGCUGGCUAGGGGCGGUCUCCCAGCAUCCAGGCGUGAAGGCAAUGGUCGGAUUGACACUUUGAACCAGCCUCUCACACCGAGCGAGACGAUGGUGCUGGAAGCUAUACAAGGAGACCGUCGCCGACGAGACAGGAUACCCCAACGGACUGAUGGCGGGGAUACUACCAUGACUGACCCAUCUUGGUCGUAUUUGGCAAACUUGCGGUCACCAAACAUCGAGAACGAUUCGUCGCGAACUCGCCAGCGCAGUAGUAGUGUCAGUCGCGGAAGUUCGGAGACACCCAGUUCGUAUCGAGACCAGAGAGAAAGAGAAAGGGAGAGAUUCACCGAUCGAGUCCGAAACAUUCAGCAGCUUGCAAGAGAUCCAAGCAACAGACUUUCCGGGCGCCGAGAUCAGAGAUGGAUCGAUAGGCUAGGCGAAACUGUGGCAGCGAUGCGAGAGCAGCGCGAGCGUGAUGGGGACCGCCCGGAUGCAUCGUAUCUCAACGUCCUUGAUAUUCUGCAGGCAAGGGAGAGAAGUGCUGGAUACGCUGCAGCAACUGGGACAUCAACCGCCACAGGGACUGCGACGGGAACCGCGGCGGGAACGGGAACGGGAACGGGAACUGGGUCACGUACUGUGACAACAACUGCCAGUACUCUCGCAAACGAGGCCGAACGCGAUGAUUCCUCGCUGCUAGUGCCCCUAGUGAAUCAGGUCGUUAACCGAUGGGAAGAAAGCGCGAUACGAGGCACUCUUCCAACGGAACACACGGGGCUGUUCGAAGUACCCCCUUCACCGGAUAACACAGCUGGGCUUGCCUGGAGCGAUGAUGGCCGCACCCUGUUUAUUGGAGCACAAAACGGCAUCUACGAAUUCCAUAUCAACACGCAGGCCCGACUCUUCCACCCUAGCAUGCAGAUGCGGUAA